AUGGGGCCGUGCCGGUGGCCGCUGCUCUGCUGCUUCCACGCGGUGCUGGCGCAGAUCGCCGCGCUCACGGCGGGGCAGCGCCCGCAGGAGAGACCCCCGCGGCCGGCGGGAUGGGCCCCGGCCCCCUCAUCCUCCUGGGCGCCCACCCUGGAGCCGGGAGCGGCGGGGGGCAGCGAGGGCUCGGCGGCAGCGCUGGCGUUCCUGCGCACGGGCGAUGCCGAGCGCCUGGCCCGGGCCAACUGCAGCGGGGCCGUGGCGACCGGAGCCCCCGGGGCCGGGCCCCCCCCGGCGCUGCGGGCAGCCCUGCGAGCCGCCCCCGAGGCGCUGGCCCACGCCGCCAACUUCCUCAACAUGCUCUUCCAGACCAACGACAUCCGCGAGGCCAGCGUGGCCGAGGACGUGGAGUGGUACCAGGCGCUGGUCCGCAGCCUGGCCGAGGGGCACCCGUGGGUGCGCAGGGCGGUGCUGGCCCUCGACGCCCACCCGCUGGCCCCCAAGCCCCGGCUGAUGCUGCAGGCCACCAAGGGGGACGGUCAGAUCCUGCUGCAAGACGUUUCCAACUCCGCUCCCAGCCUGGGCAACCUCAGCUGGGACAACGAGUGGUUCAACGCGCUCAAGUCGCAGCGGGCGCCGGCGCUGCGCAAGCGGGUGCUCAGCAAUGACCUGCGCAGCCUGGAGACCCCCAAGUGGCAGCGGGGGGACAGCUACGUGGGGGACCCGGGCCACGUGCGCUGGUCCCCGCCGUUCCUGGAGUGCCGCGAGGGCCGGUUCCUGCCCGCCUGGGCGGUCACGCUCUCCUCCGCCUUCUACGGGCUCAAGCCGGACCUCAGCCCCGAGUUCAAGGGGGUCGUGCGGGUGGACGUGGAGCUGCGGGAUGUGGCCAUCGACCAGUGCUCCAGCGGGCCGGGCUGGUUCUCGGACACGCAUCGCUGUGACCUCAACAGCAGCCAGUGUGUCCCCCAGGAGAGCCGCGGCUUCGUCCUCGGGAGGUACCUGUGCAGGUGCAAGUCGGGUUUUUAUGGGGCCGGCGGAAUGUUCUGAUCCCACCCACCCAUCACUCUGUCCCCAGGUGUGGCGGGGACAGACGGGGGGUCCCGCCUGGGGUGCCGGCCGUGCCGCCCGGGCUGUGCCACCUGUGAGGACGACACUCCCUGCCUGAUCCAGGAGGACCAGGUGCUGCGGGCAGCGGUGCUGUCGUGCCAGGCCUGCUGCAUGCUGGCCAUCUUCCUCAGCAUGCUCGUGUCCUACCACUUCCGACGGAGCAAGAGGAUCCGGACGUCUGGAAUCAUCCUGCUGGAGACCAUCCUCUUCGGGUCCCUCCUCCUCUACUUCCCCGUGUUCAUCAUGUACUUCAAGCCGAGCAUCUUCCGCUGCAUCAUCCUGCGCUGGGUGAGGAUGCUCGGCUUCGCCAUCGUCUACGGCACCAUCACCCUCAAGCUCUACAGGGUGCUGAAGGUGUUCCUGUCCCGCACGGCCCAGCACGCUCCCUACGUGUCGAGCGGGCGGGUGCUGCGGAUGCUGGCGCCCAUCCUGCUCCUGGUGCUGUGGUUCCUGGCCGCCUGGACCAUCGGCAUGCUGGAGAACGCCCGCAAGAACAUCCCGCUGGUCAUCCGUGCCCAGACCACCCGCGGCCUCCACUUCUCCAUCUGCGGCCACGACUGCUGGGAUUACAUGAUGGUCAUCGCCGAGAUGCUGCUGCUGCUGUGGGGCAGCUUCCUGUGCUACGCCACGCGCGCCGUGCCCUCGGCCUUCCACGAGCCCCGCUACCUGGGCAUCGCCCUCCACAACGAGCUCAUGGUCUCCGCCGCCUUCCACGCCGUCAGGUUCCUGAUUGUCCCCUCACUGCACCCGGACUGGACUCUGCUGCUCUUCUUCGCUCACACCCACGGCACCAUCACCAUGACCCUGGCCCUGCUCUUCAUUCCCAAGUUCCUGCACACGGGCUCGCCGCUGCGGGAGGAGAUCACGGCCGAGGUGUACGAGGACGAGCUGGACAUGCGGCGCUCGGGCUCCUGCAUGAACAGCAGCAUCGCGUCCGCCUGGAGCGAGCACAGUCUCGACCCCGAUGACAUUCGGGAGGAGCUGAAGAAGCUUUACCGGCAGCUGGAGGUGCACAAGACGUGGCGGAUGGCGACCAACAACCCGCACCUGGCCAAGAAACGCAGCUCCCGCCGCAGCCUGGUCCGCUCCAUCCUGCGCCGGAGCGGGGCCGAGCUGGCCGAGAGCCGCAGCAGCACCGGGGACCGCCCGGGGACCCUGUCCCGCCGCAGCAGCACCGGGGACCGCCCGGCGACCCUGUCCCGCCGCAGCAGCACCGGGGACCGCCCGGGGACCCUGUCCCGCCGCAGCUCCUCGGCCAAGCGGCUCGUGGAUGCCGGCGGGACCGGCCUGAGGAUGCGGGACGAAAGCUCCCGGCGCCGCUCCUCAGCCCUGCGCAAAUCCCGCAGCUCCGAGGGGCCCCCGCGGCCGCCCCGCCGAGGGUCGCGCACCCCCAGCCCGCCCCAGGAGCCUCCGGCGGCGGCGGUGCCGGACUCGGAGCAAUCGGACAGCGACUCGCUGGACGCCGCCCCGCUCCUGUGCAAAUCGGCCAGCGCCCAAAACCUGGCGGGGCACUGGCAGCCACCCCCGGGCCGCGCUCCGCCCUUGCAGAAGUCGCACAGCGUUGUCGCCGGGGCUCGGGAAGUGGCGCUGCUGGCCGCCCGCAGGGCCGCCCGUGAGCAGUGGCCCGGCAGCCGCCACCUCUCGGAGCCGGCCCCGGGGGUCCCCGGCGGCACCGCGACCCCGCAGAGCCCCGCCGAGAGGGGCUCGCAGGAGGACGCGGCCCCGCUGGGCGAUGCCAGGGGACACAAACGUGUCACCUACGCCCCCAUCAAAAGCGUCAGCGUUGACGGCGCCCACCCGCCCAGGAGGGUGAGGGUGACGGUGAAGAAAACCCCCCCUCCGCCCCCCGUCCGCUACCAGAGCCUGCAGCGCUCGGGGACGCUCGGGGACGGUCCGCAGCCACCCCCGGGCCCCCCGGCACAGGCGGGAGGGACGCAGGGGACAGCUGGGGACGAUCCGGAGCGCGCGGCCCCCCCAGGGGCAGGGAAGGGCAGGCUGCUGACCGCCACCUCGGCACACAUCUGUCCCUGGGAGCUGGUCCAGGACGAGAUCCUGAGCAGGAAACAAAAAGCGGCCGAGGCAGCAGAGUCCGGGACCCCCGGUGACACAGAGGCCACCACCCCCGGCCCCAAACCGCCUCCCCAGAAGAGUUUCCGGAGCCUGGGACUCGCCAUCAAAGCCCUCAACCGCUCCAGGGGGAAGAGCAUCCUGAAAGGGAAAAGCGAGGGGAGCCUCAGGAAGAGGGGGAGCAGCAGGAGGGAGAAGUCCGGCCUGGCAGAGGCCUCGGCCGCGUCCCUCGGGGGGGUCAGCCCAGAGCCCGCUGCCAAAAGCCCCGAGAGGAGCGGGCAGAGCCUCGAGGUCCCCGCCCUCCAGCACAACAACAACGCCGCCAGCCCCGGGGAAGCCGCGGACUGGGGGGACAGCGGGACAGGAGGACAACGGGACAGCCUGGCCCCGGGGACAGGCCAUGGGGACAAAGCAGCAGAGGAGCCCAGCGCUGCCCGAGGGGACGCGGGUCCUGCUGGGGGUCUGGAGCCACCCAGCCCUGGCCAGCAAGGAGCUGGAUGUCCCCCGGAGGUGACACGGGUACAGCCCCAGGAAGGGGACGAGGCUCCCGCAGCGGAUCUGGGGCAGGACGGUCCUGGGCUCACAGCGGAGGAAGGGACACUUCAACAGCUCCAGGGGACCAGCAGAUCCGUCCAGCCCCGGGACCACUCGGAGGAGGAGCAGCCGCCUGCGGAGCCCACCCCGAGCAGAGCCCGGCUCUCCCCCGGCAGCGUGCGGGGCGCGGCGGGGACCAAGCCGCGGGCUGAGGUUUGUCCGCCCGGAGAGCUCGGAAUCCCGGCAGGAAGGGGAGCCCUGCUGCGCCAGGAGGCGAUCGCUCCCCGGGAGGACGGGGGGGGCCCAGAGAGCCCGGACAAGGCGCUGGAAAAGGGGAGCAGCCAGCCCGAGACUGGAAGGAGCUGGAGCGGGGCAGGGAGCGCGCAGGGAGAGCUCAGUCCUGGGGGAACGCGGGGAGAUUCCAGCUCCAAAGCAGGAAUCUGCCCGGGGAAGGGCAGUGAGGGGGAUUCACAGCGCUCUCCGGGCAUGGAAAAACCACCCGAAGUGCCGAAAGCCGCCCCGGAGCAAGCGGAGGGCAGCAGGGCUGAGGUGUGCCCGUGGGAGAGCCGGGAGCAGGGAAGGAGUGUCCGAGCAGAAAUCUGCCCCUGGGACACAGAGGGGGCUCCGCAGGAGCAGGAGGGGCAGGAAUCCCCCAAAAAAGGUGUGGAACAGCCUGGGAUGGGGCUCGCAGGAAAACCCCCAGCUCUAGCCAAACCCUCAUCCCAGCGGGCUGGAACCACGGAGAGCAAAAAGGCGAACGUCUGUCCCUGGGAGGUGGAGGAUGAGCCGAGCCCAAAAACCGAGAUCUGCCCGUGGGAACAGGCAGCAGCUCCGUCGGGGAAAGAGAGGUUGAGGCAGGACACGAGGGACAUUUCCAAGGGGGAGGAAAAAGUGGGAUCCAGAGCUCCAGAAAAAGGAAAGCAGCCCCCAGCCAAAUCCCUGCCUAAAUCUCCUUCAGGGAAAUCCCAGAGCUCGGAGAAGGCAGAGAUCUGUCCCUGGGAGUCUCAGGAAUUUAAAUCCAGUGUUAAAGCCGAGAUCUGUCCCUGGGAAGUGGCUGAACCUCAGCUGGAGAAGGGAACAGCUCCAGGAAAGGAGAAACUCCCAGGAAAACAAGCCUCCAAAGCUCUGGAGAAGGGGAGCAGGGAGAGGGAAUCGAUCUGUCCAUGGGAGUCUCAGGACUCUAAAUCCAGUGACAAAGCCGAGAUCUGUCCCUGGGAAGUGGCUGAGCCUCAGCUGGAGAAGAUAAAAGCUCCAGGAAAGGAGAAACUCCCCCCAAAACAAGCCUCCAAAGCUCUGGAGAAGGGGAGCAGGGAGAGGGAAUCGAUCUGUCCAUGGGAGUCUCAGGACUCUAAAUCCAGUGACAAAGCCGAGAUCUGUCCCUGGGAAGUGGCUGAACCUCAGCUGGAGAAGGGAACAGCUCCAGGAAAGGAGAAACUCCCACCAAAACAAGCAACCAAAGCUCUGGAGAAGGGGAGCAGGGAGAGGGAAUCGAUCUGUCCAUGGGAGAGCCCGGACACGGAGCAGCCUCCGGCCAAAUCCAGCACCAGAAGCUCAGCAGUGCCCAAAGCUCCAGGGAAAUCCCAGAGCUCAGAGAAGGCAGAGAUCUGUCCCUGGGAGACUCAGGACUCUAAAUCCAGUGACAAAGCCGAGAUCUGUCCUUGGGAAGUGUCAGAGCCUCCCUCCCAGCAGCCAAAGCAGGUCCCUGCUGGGGGCUCCAAGGGGGACAAGCGCAUCACGCGCCAGGCAGCGCUGGCCAGCCCGGAGAGAUCCCUGCACAGCAGAGACCGAGUGUCCAUCUGUCCUUGGGAGAGCCCGGACAUGGAGCAGCCUCCUGCCAAACACCACAUCAGGAGCUCAGCAUUGCCCAAAGCUCCUUCAGGGAAAUCCCAGAGCUCAGAGAAGGCAGAGAUCUGUCCCUGGGAGACUCAGGGCUCUAAAUCCAGUGACAUAGCCGAGAUCUGUCCUUGGGAAGAGGCUGAACCUCAGCUGGAGAAGAUAAAAGCUCCAGGAAAGGAGAAAGUCCCCCCAAAACAAGCCUCCAAAGCUCUGGAGAAGGGGAGCAGGGAGAGGGAAUCGAUCUGUCCAUGGGAGUCUCAGGACUCUAAAUCCAGUGACAUAGCCGAGAUCUGUCCUUGGGAAGUGGCUGAACCUCAGCUGGAGAAGGGAACAGCUCCAGGAAAGGAGAAACUCCCCCCAAAACAAGCCACAAAUGCUCUGGAGAAGGGGAGCAGAGACCGAGUGUCCGUCUGUCCUUGGGAGAGUCAGGACAUGGAGCAGCCUCUGGCCAAACCCCGCACUGGGAGCUCAGCACUGCCCAAAGCACCUUUGGGGAAACCCCAGAGCUCGGAGAAGGCAGAGAUCUGUCCCUGGGAGGUUGAAUCCAGUGACAAAGCCGAGAUCUGUCCCUGGGAAGUGGCUGAACCUCAGCUGGAGAAGGGAACAGCUCCAGGAAAGGAGAAAGUCCCAGGAAAACAAGCAACCAAAGCUCUGGAGAAGGGGAGCAGAGAGAGGGAAUCGAUCUGUCCAUGGGAGAGCCUGGACAUGGAGGAGCUCUCCCUGAAAACUGCAGUGGGGAAGGAGCCAUCCAAGAAAUCCGACAGCAUGGAGAGCAGGAAAUCUGAAAUCUGUCCCUGGGAAGCGGCAGAGCCCAUGGGAUCAGAGGAGGAAAUCUCCCAGCCACAGGGAGCCCACAGAGAUUCCCCAGCAGGGAUGGGACAGCCAGGAGCCAGCGCCGUGUCUCCAACACUUCUGGAAAAUUCCAGGGGGAAAUCCCGCGGGGAAGCCGAGCACAGGCCCCUGUGCCGGCUCCUGCCCGGCGUGCAGCACCCAGGGGUGGGCAGCAGCUCCAGCCCCGGCACUGGCCUGGCCGAGCACCGAGAAAAUCUGAAAUUUGGGAAAUUUCAGUGGAAAUUUUUGGGGAACUGCAAUGGCAGCACCCACCUCAGCACAGAACUUUAUUUAAAGUCUUAA
This is a messenger RNA of Pseudopodoces humilis (Tibetan ground-tit), 6672 nucleotides long. Lineage: Eukaryota; Metazoa; Chordata; Aves; Passeriformes; Paridae. The record is from RefSeq and is a predicted model, not a curated record.